This is a messenger RNA of Caenorhabditis angaria, 1338 nucleotides long. The record is from the annotation of a GenBank genome assembly. Lineage: Eukaryota; Metazoa; Nematoda; Chromadorea; Rhabditida; Rhabditidae.
AUGUCAUUCGAGCGACAAUUUUUCCAAUUGAAUUCUCGAAUUUUCGGAACUUCUGGAAUUGUUGGAAAUCUAUUUUCACUUCUCCUAAUUUUUUCGGUCAAAAAUUCAGAAACCAAUAAUUUUCGAUCAUUGCUCAUAUUAUAUUGUUGUGUCGAUAUUUCUUAUUGUAUUUUUCAUAUUUGGGCUCAACCUGGUUUUGCAAUUGUUGAUAAUGUUUAUAUUUAUUUUUCAUAUUCAAUUAUAGAAGAAACUGUUUUUGGAAAAGUUUUGCUCGCAAUUUUUGCCUUUUUGUUCAUUGAGGUAAGUGAAAAAGCCAUCUGAAGGUAUUUUUUGGUCUCAUGUCAGAUCAAAAUUCAAUUAAUAUUUUCUGUUCCAAAAUUUUUUUGGUAAAAACAAAAACAAAGUUAUUUGCAGCGUGAGAAAUUUAAUUAACAUACUCUUUCUGAUCAAAAAGUUUUGGGUUACUGUAGUCUAGAAUUUUGCAGUCCAUCACCGUUUUAAUGACCCUUUUUGUUGUUCGUUUCAAUUCUAUGAAAAAUAUCCAAUCAAAAUCGCCAAGCACUUCAAUAUUUCUGAAAAUCUUCAUUAUUUUAUCAUGUCUCAUUUUUCCCACAUUGUAUUGUUUGGGAAUUUUCGCGUUGUGGGAAAAGAAAGGAGUUUCAGAUGGGGAAUUGUCUGAAAUUGCUAACAAAUUACUGGAAACACAGAAUAUUAUUGGAUUCGCAGCAAGGGUACGGUAGACAAGACUGCAUUUGAGAAAUAUAAAAAAAUUGAUUUUUCAGACAAAUUCUACAGAUCCUGUGGUAAUUCAAGCCAGAAAGACUUUUUCGCUAUCUUUGCUGAUCAUUCUUUUUGAGGUGAGCGAUUUUUCAAAAUACAACUACUUCAUAAUUUCUUUUUGCAGAUUUCAGUGAUAAUUUUUUGCGGUGCUUAUGUCAGUUUAUCUCUUCGAAAAAUCUCAGCAAGCGACAAAACUCGAAAAUUACAAAAACAAAUUCUGAUUUAUCAUGUCACACAAACUGCUUGCGUAUUUUUCUGCUGCGGAUUUCACGUAACUCUUUUCUCUAUCAGCACAUCUCUUCAUAGAAGUACUGAUAUAGUUGGAACUAUUUCAAGUGCCGCUUUGAUUUGGUUUCCAACUUUUGAUUUUGUUAUUUUAUGUAGUUGUUUGAGCUCGUACAGGUUAGUCAAAUGGAUUUUGAAAAUAUUGCAUGUUUCAUUUUAAGAAAGGCAAUCAAGCGAGUUUAUAAAGCGUUAACUGGAACAGGAAAAAAUGCAAUAGGCGGACCAACUUCUCAAACUCAGAGUAGAAGCUUAUCAAUCGUUACAAAAAUGUGA